Messenger RNA from Cladophialophora carrionii CBS 160.54, 600 nucleotides. RefSeq lists its product as uncharacterized. The transcript is spliced from 2 exons. The record is from RefSeq and is a predicted model, not a curated record. Bases 1 to 600 code for a protein of 199 amino acids. NCBI's taxonomy places the organism in Eukaryota, Fungi, Ascomycota, Eurotiomycetes, Chaetothyriales, Herpotrichiellaceae.
AUGCCGAUCCUGGACAAGUUCGAAGUACAAGUAUUCGUCGCCGGCACUCGAGCGGAGGAGUUCGAUGAUGACGACGAAGAAGGGGGCACCUCGCGGCGGAGCCAGGAAAUCACAAAGUACAUUGAAGCAGUCUCCGGGGCUUUCUUCGAAUUCAAAUUCUUCGCGGAAGCCAAUUACAGAAUCACCUACGAACAGGCGAUCAGCUUCACUGUGUUCGUGGACGGCGAACGCAUCAUAGGGACGUAUAUGCAAGGGGAGGAUUUCCAAGACGCCACAGCCGAUGGGACACGGGUGGAGGGAAGCUGCAGUGGCAGAUUCUCUAUGGAGUCUACCGGCUCGAAACUCUACAAGUUUCAGUUCGCCGACCUCGAAACCAGAGACCUAGAACUGGACGACGAUGUAUCUAGCUUCAAAGAGAAGUAUGGCGACCUAGGAACGCUCAAGGUUGAGGUGUGGCGGAUCACGCUAUUGGAUGCGUGGCCUGCCCGAGACUACACCAGGAAGGACCUCGAAACCGUCCCCGAGAAAGCACUGAAAGGGCGACCUCUCGACGUUGCAACGCGGUCGGUUCAGGCGGUGCUGUCCACAGGUUUCCGCUGA